GGAAGGAGGGACAUCACGUCUCACCCUCACAGUACACGUCAUCGCAUAGUGCAUCACGUGGCCCGGAAGCGUUCGCGUCGGCGGGCGGCCACAAGCAGAGGCGUCUCAGUUUGCGGGGUGACGGCGAGUGGCUUUCCAGGAUUUCGGGGGCUCACCGAGUCCUCCUGCUCAAGGAGGCGGCGGCCGCUGCCACGAAUUUCAUGACGCCGCGUGGGCAGUUUUUGCUUCAAGCAUGCCAGUCUGAGUGCCAGAGAUGUACCCACCGGCCAGAAAGGAGUUCAUCUCUCUGACCCUGCCAGAGCAGGACCCUCGUAGCUACAACAACAACAAGAGCUGGCGAAAGCAGUCCUGCUGGCGGAAAUGGAAGCAGCUGUCACGGCUCCAGCGCAGUCUCAUCCUCUUGCUGGUCGCCUUCCUCCUCAUUUGUGGCAUUGCCACCUAUCCGAACCUGUCUGAGCAGUGGAAAGCUCUGACUGAGACGUCCCCAGAUGAGGGGGGGAGGCCAGUUGCCCCCCGAAAAGCGGAGAAGAGACUGGAAGUGGAGCGCACCGCAUCCCGGCAACUGGGGAAGAAACGGGGUCCUCCGAGCCUGAAGCUCCAGAAGAAGGAAAACGUAUCCGAAGUGCAGGCGGGCGACGGCCUUCCUGUCCACAGCUGGCGGGGAGCGAUGAUCGAGGCCGACCAGGUGACCGAAGCGCCGCCCUCGGCCGCCGAGAUCGAGGUGGUGCCAGUGCAGGUGCCAGGAAAGCUGACGGACCGCCAGCGGGCCGUGACCGAAGCCUUCCGCCACGCCUGGGGGGGCUACAAGGAGUUUGCCUGGGGCCACGACGAGCUGAAGCCCAUCUCCAAGUCCUACAGCGAGUGGUUUGGCCUGGGGCUGACCCUCAUCGACGCCCUGGACACCAUGUGGAUUCUGGGCCUCAAAGAAGAGUUUGAGGAUGCCCGCCAGUGGGUGUCGACGGAGCUCUCGUUUGCCAAGAAUGUGGACGUCAACUUGUUUGAGAGCACAAUCCGCAUCCUCGGUGGUCUGCUGAGCACCUUCCACCUGACGGGGGACGGCCUGUUCCUGGAGAAAGCCAAAGAUAUUGGCAGCAGGUUGAUGCCAGCCUUCAAUACCCCUUCCAAAAUCCCAUAUUCGGACGUAAACAUUGGACGUGGCACUGCCCACCCACCACGGUGGACGUCGGACAGCACAGUGGCUGAGGUGACCAGCAUCCAGCUGGAAUUUCGAGAUCUGAGCCGGCUCACGGGAGACAUGAAGUACCAGACGGCCGUAGAUGACGUCAUGAAGCACAUCCACUCGCUGGGAGGGAAGCACGACGGCUUGGUGCCCAUGUUCAUCAACACCAACAACGGGCAGUUCAGCCACCUGGGAGUGUUCACCCUGGGUGCCCGUGCCGACAGCUACUACGAGUACCUGCUGAAGCAGUGGAUCCAAGGCGGCAAGAAGGAGAGCGAGUUGCUUGAGGACUACCUGCAGGCCAUCGAGGGUGUCAAGAAGAACCUGCUGCGCAAGUCGGAGCCCAAGAAGCUGACCUUCGUGGGUGAACUGGCACACAACAACUUCAGCCCCAAGAUGGAUCACCUGGUGUGUUUUUUGCCAGGGACCCUGGCGCUUGGGGCACACCAUGGCCUGGCACCCGAUCACAUGGAGCUGGCAAAGGCUCUGAUGGAGACCUGCUACCAAAUGUAUGCCCAGACGGAGACGGGCCUGAGCCCCGAAAUUGUCCACUUCAACCUGUUCCCACGCCAGGGAAAGGACAUCGAGAUCAAGCCCGCUGACAAGCACAACCUGCUGCGCCCCGAGACGGUCGAGAGCCUCUUCUACCUUCACCGCCUGACGGGCGACAAGAAGUACCAGGACUGGGGCUGGCACAUCUUCAACAGCUUCAUCAAGUAUACCAAGGUGUCAUCGGGCGGCUUUACCUCCAUCAACAAUGUGGACAGCGCGUCCAACCCGGACCCCCGCGACAAGAUGGAGAGCUUCUUCCUGGGCGAGACCCUCAAGUACUUCUUCCUCUUGUUUUCGGAGGACUUCAGCCUGGUGGACCUCGACCGGUUUGUGUUCAACACGGAGGCACACCCCCUGCCAAUCUGGCCCACUGCGUAGAGGGCAGCGGGGGGACACCUUGGACCUCUCGUUGUAAUGGUCAGCCGGUCUGCCUCCUCCUAGUUCCUUUGCCCUGAAGAAGCUGGCACGGCAGUGAUCCUCUUGUUGCCCACUGUGCGGGCGUAGUGGCAGCAGGGGUGCCAACUACUGCAAGGACUGCCACCGUCCAGGACUUGGCGGGGCGGUCAGCAUCUCAACUGUGAAUGACCACUGCACAAUCCUGAGAGUGAGUCUCCUCUUUGUCUGGACGAGGCACUGCCAGUGGGACCCGCAAAGCUCUCGCCAGUGCCCCACUACAUUCCCAUGAUGCCUCUGUGCUUCAGUCUACUGUGAGUUUUGUGAUUAGUGACUGGCAUGGCUGCACCCGCACUCCUAUGCCACCCAAUAAUGAAAUGUAAAUAAAUUUUU
Molecule: messenger RNA, 2518 nt
Organism: Erpetoichthys calabaricus (reedfish)
Lineage: Eukaryota; Metazoa; Chordata; Cladistia; Polypteriformes; Polypteridae
Gene: man1b1b
Product: mannosidase, alpha, class 1B, member 1b
Exons: 13
Coding region: 254-2110 (618 amino acids)
Biological process (GO): N-glycan processing; carbohydrate metabolic process
Cellular component (GO): membrane; endoplasmic reticulum
Molecular function (GO): mannosyl-oligosaccharide 1,2-alpha-mannosidase activity; calcium ion binding
Source: RefSeq, a predicted model, not a curated record